AUGAAAGGCGUGUUAAGAGAGCAACAUCUUAGACUGGACGAUGAAGGCCUCAGUACCUUGUUCUGCGAGGUAGAGAACAUCGUGAAUGGCCAGGAAGUUUGCCGUCAGGGUCUGGAAUGGGACGAGCCAAUUGAGGGUGUUUCGCUGCAGCGAUGGGAAGUGUGGCUGCAGGAACUGGUGAGACUCAAAGAAUGGAACGUGCCCAGAUGCUACAAGUCGGACCUGUCCUCAGUGGUGAUAAGUCGGCAGCUUCACGUCUUUGCAGAUGCAAGCGAAGAGGGCUAUGGAAUGUGUGCCUACCUCCGACAAGAAGAUAGUGAUGGCAGGGUUCAGGUGUCUCUUGUGCUGGCGAGGGGUAGGGUAGCUCCUCUUAAGUAUGUCUCCAUUCCAAGGCUAGAGUUAACUGCAGCUGUGAUGGGUGCUCGCCUUGCAAAUACUGUUCUGACUGAGUUGGGCGUGAAGGAAGUUCAUUAUUGGACUGAUAGCCAGACCGUACUGAGGUACCUACAGAAUGAUUCAAUGAGAUUCAAAACGUUUGUGGCCAACAGGGUUGCAGUAAUUCGUGAUCUGACUGAACCCAACCAGUGGAGAUACGUCAGGACGUGUAAUAAUCCUGCCGAUGAAGCUUCCAGAGGACAAAGAAUUGAUGAGUUCCUGGGGAAUGAGAGGUGGGUCAAUGGUCCAGACUUCCUUAGGCAAUCCAGUAAACAGUGGCCAGACUUACAGGGGAUUGUGCCUGAUGUUGCAGAAGGCGACCUAGAAGUCAAGGUGUCUAAUGUGGUAACAGUAGAGGGACGAUGUUGUUUUUUGGAUGGCUUACUCACGAGGUACUCAAGUUAUCCAAGGUUGAAGAGAGUAGUGGCCAUGGUACUGAUGGUUGCCGAGAAAUUCAAGAGAGGCGCUGACUCCAGGCCAAGUUGCAAUCGCCCAACCCUGGAUCACUCGAAGGCUGCAGAAAGGCUGAUAUUGGCUCACGAACAGCGGAGAUUCUUCGCAGCAGAAUUAAAGGCUCUGAAAGGUGGCAAUGUUGACGAAGUCAGGAGAGCGUUAAGACGUAGCCCGCUGCGAAACCUAGAUCCCAUUCUGAUUGGUGAUCUUAUAUCAGUAAGUGGUAGGCUGAGGAGAGCAACCCUCCCAGAAGAAAUGAAACACCAGGUGAUUAUCCCAAAAGAUUCGGGAAUUGCACAACUGGUUGUUAUGGAGGCUCAUGCCCAGGUUGGGCAUAUGGGCAGGGCGGCUAUGCUAGCAAACCUAUGGCAGAGGUACUGGCUGAUUGGAGCAAGUGCGGUGAUCAAGAGUGUGGUUGGUCGAUGUGUUACUUGUAAGAAGAAUCGUGCUGGCCCAUCAACACAGCAGAUGGCAUCGUUGCCUGCUGAGCGGGUGAUGAGUGACAAGCCACCCUUUGAGAAUACGGGCCUUGAUAUGUUUGGUCCCUUCGAGGUUAAGCAGGGAAGGAGCAUGGUGAAGAGAUAUGGUCUCCUGUUCACUUGUUUGGCCACGAGAGCGAUUCAUCUGGAGAUCGUGCAUACCGCAAAUGCCGAUUCCUGUCUAAAUGCCAUACGCAGGUUCAUCUCCAGGAGGGGUGAAAUAUCAUCGCUGAGGACAGAUAAUGGCACGAACUUUGAAGCAGGAUCUUUGCUGGAAGAACGAAGGGGGCUACCAAACCCAGUGGGUCAAACACAGAGCUUACGAUAG
Molecule: messenger RNA, 1695 nt
Organism: Priapulus caudatus
Lineage: Eukaryota; Metazoa; Priapulida; Priapulimorpha; Priapulimorphida; Priapulidae
Exons: 1
Coding region: 1-1695 (564 amino acids)
Molecular function (GO): nucleic acid binding
Source: RefSeq, a predicted model, not a curated record